AUGAGUGGUCUAGAGUAUGCAGACUAUCGCCGUGCUCCCAUGUGCCUGGUUUACCUAGAGGACGUCGUCUAUCCACAUGAGAGUGGCGACUUCAUGACAUUGAUACAAAAUAUUAGUCGGUUGAAGGAGGCCUGGGCCCUUCAAGAGCUACUAGCUUCAAAAGAGAUUACCUUCUAUUCUAGAGAAGCCAUCCGCUUGUGCACAAAGUCUGAUAUCUUGCAAUCUCUAUCAUUGUGGACCAAGAUUGACGUCGAUAUUCUUGAGGAUCCUGCCAAGAUACGGGAUGCUUGUAUAGCUAAGCGAAUGUUCUGGGCUGCCGGCCGACAGAGCCGUUUGGAGACAGAUGUGGUACAGAGCCUAAAGGGGAUAUUUGAUGUGAAGGUCAUACCCUACCAAAGAAACAACACCCCAAAAAGCGUUUUCUGUCGACUUCAAUUCAGGCUAAUGAAGAUGUAUCCUGGCGAUCUUUCGAUAUUCGCCUGGAGGGCCCAAGAACCCGUCCCCUCUGCUAGUCAUGGCAGGCUGCUAGCAGAUUCACCUUCAGAGUUUGCCUCCUGCCAUCGUAUCAAUCUUAUUACGCCUUGCUCCCGACUUCUUCAAGCUCCUCUUCACACCGUCAAGGAUUGGGGUCAGAGCAAAUGGUUUCGGCACACAUAUACACUCCCAGAGCUGGUGGCCUCGAACGAAAUACUCUUUUUCACCAACACGUGGACGCCAGUGGGUUUCAAAAGUAACCUUUGCAAGGAACUGUCUUCCAUAACAGGCAUUGAUGAGGCUGUAUUAAGGGACCGGGAGAAAGUGCAAAAUACCAGCGUGGCCAAACGUAUGUCUUGGGCAUCCCAACGAAUCCCCCAAAAGAACAGAUGGGGUAGGCCAAUUGAAGAGGAAUCGGCACAUUGUCUGAUGGGGAUCUUUCAUGUGCCAAAACUGGCCGUUCACCUCACUAUUGGCCUGAAAGCAGCGAUGCUUCUUCUCCAGCAGGAAAUCAUGAAGGAAUACCCCAAGGACCUUUCAAUAUUCGAAUGGCAACACACGGAUGUUAAUGACCCAGGCACGAAUGGAGUGCUCGCGGGGUCUCCAUUCCAGUUCCGCUUCUGCGGUGAAGUUGAAUCAUUUGACAAUGGGAGCAAGAUAGAGCUGGUUGAAAACAGUGAUAACAUGUUUUCUAUCAAUGGGCUCGUUAUCUCUCAGGACCUGGACCGGAUUGGCUUGGUCCUUAACUCUUAUCACAACUAUAUCCGUCCUAGGGUGUACCCACUCAUUCUUCUCAGCAAAGAGCCGCCCAAAUCGCGAGAAUCGACCAAAGUAGGGUGUUACCGUACAGACGUUGGCAACAUGUGUUAUAUCUCUCCCGGUAAAGCUGUAACUAUGCCCACAGCACAGGGACUAAUCUACAUUUGCAAGGAUGGGGCCGCCUUCUUUCAAGGAGCCGUCUCCCCUGCUAAUCCAGCUGAUCUUUGGGGGGGGUUCUAG
Messenger RNA from Aspergillus caelatus, 1473 nucleotides. RefSeq lists its product as uncharacterized. NCBI's taxonomy places the organism in Eukaryota, Fungi, Ascomycota, Eurotiomycetes, Eurotiales, Aspergillaceae. The record is from RefSeq and is a predicted model, not a curated record. Bases 1 to 1473 code for a protein of 490 amino acids. The transcript has 2 exons.